Molecule: messenger RNA, 472 nt
Organism: Physeter macrocephalus (sperm whale)
Lineage: Eukaryota; Metazoa; Chordata; Mammalia; Artiodactyla; Physeteridae
Product: ATP-binding cassette sub-family F member 3-like
Exons: 4
Source: RefSeq, a predicted model, not a curated record
GGGCAGGGGACGGGCAGGGGGCGGGCCUUGGCCGAGGUCUCACGGCGACUGCGCGGACGGGAUCCCGACUGGAACAUGGCGACUUGCGCUGAAAUCCUACGGAGUGAGUUCCCCGAAAUUGACGGACAGGUCUUCGACUACGUGACGGGCGUCUUGCACAGCGGCAGUGCGGACUUCGAGUCUGUGGAUGACCUGGUGGAAGCUGUGGGGGAACUGUUGCAAGAGGUGUCCGGGGACAGCAAGGAUGACGCGGGCAUCAGGGCCGUGUGCCAGCGCAUGUACAACACUCUGCGCCUGACUGAGCCACAGACCCAGGGAAACAGCCAGGUGCUACUAGACGCCCCCAUCCAGUUGUCAAAGAUAACAGAGAACUACGACUGUGGCACCAAACUUCCAGGCCUGCUAAAGAGGGAACAGUCCUCGGUGAGGAGGGGAGGAGGAAGAAAAGGAGAGGGCUGUAUCUAUGGUGGGA